GGCCGGGGGCGGUACGAGGGGCGGCCCGGGGACACCCCCCCGCCCCGCUCCAUGCGCAGGGCUCGGGGUGCCGGCCGGGGGGGCGGCUGCGGGAGCGGCGUGGAGCUUCUCGUCGUGGGGAAAGGACUGUCCGGAUGUUCCAGGAAUCAGUGUCUCUCUGGAAAAAGUGGGGAGUCUCUUCCAGCGGUUUUUGAGAGAAAUGUGCAGGAAGCCAUUGACAAUUACAAGUGUGAAACUCUUUCAUCACUUUCAUCUAGUGGUCGCACAACACCCACGGAGUUUAAUAAUUCUUGGUCUGGGAUAAAAAGCUAUACUACUGGUUUGUCUACUGAAAGAAGUUCUGCUUACUCCUGGAGGGAUGAUGAAUUCGAUAAAGCCAACACACAGAGAGUGCAUCAGUUAUUUUGGGAGAUUGAUGAAAUGCUGUUUGAAGGAAAAGUGACCUCUCAAACUCAGAGCCUGCAGGCAGAAUGUGCAGACUGGGUUGAACAAUUUCCUCAUCUAAGGGUUCUAGGAAAGCAGCUCCUAUUGCCGAAGGAUGAAGGCUUUCAGCAUUUUCAGAGCAGAAGUGAUACCUGUGUGGAUACUAAGUGUUUACCUGGCCUCCGUGAAUGUACCACCAAUAUAAAAGAGCUCUGCAUCUCAGGCUCUAAACUGAUCCCAAGGGCACCUCCAAUACAUAAAUCACUAGAUUCCAGUUCCACUAGGAUUUCUGCCUCUGACUCAUGCCUGUAUUCAUUCCUGGAAGAAGAAAUCUAUGAUGUGGAUGGAAAAAUAGAAGAAUAUCUUGCCUUUGACAACAAGGAGCUUGAUGAUGAGAGUUGGGAACAAAAGAAAAUGCGUCUGGCUGAGAAGAGGAGUAAGUGUGGCAUUCCCCCUGUUUCUCCCAAUGCCUGUAUCAAAGAUGCUGUGGUUUCUGAAGUAUUCGAUUGUAUCUGGAGCAAUGUAAUUGGAAUAUUGGAGGAACUGAUUAAAAAAAAUUGGGAAACUAAUAUCGCAGAGGGUGAUAAACAGGUGGAAAAACUGAAAGCUGUUACAACAAAACUGCCUCAUUUGCCAGUUGCUCGUGGUACAGCAGAUGCUGGAAGUGUUCCUCUUUCCAGAAGUUCUGAAACAAGAAGUGUGUCUUUUGUUUCCUCACAGGCUCAGCGUUUCUCCAGCAGCUUGUGUAGUGAUUUGAACGGUGUGAUGACAAUUCAAGCUAAACCACUCCAACAGAGGCAUGUUGCCACGGUAGAAAAAACACAGAAUGAGCAAGAAGACAAACAGCAGAGCAUUGGCCCCAGUGCUCCAAAUCCAGUGCACGCUAGGUUGGGGAGAACCGCUGGUAACAGCGUUCUCUCGUCGUCUCGGGUACUGCUGGCAUCUUCUAGGAAGCUACCAAGCCAUCGUAGGUUACCUUCUCUCACUUCUGACCAACUCUCCUCAAAAGCUCCUAAUAUGUACAAUGAUGAAAUCCUUAGGGGGACUAAAUUGGGUGCCAGCUCGGACCGUUUAUCCUCUGCUCGUGCACCUACAGCCCGGAACAAGUUACCACCAAUAAACUCAGAGGUUGUUGAACAGUGUCUUUCAGUACCUCGAUUGCAACAGAGCUAUUUCUCUCAGCAUCGAGGACGGUUUGCCCACAGCAGAGUGUCAAGUGCAGUGCCUGGCAGUACAGAGCAACGGCCGCUCAGAGAAAGAACUGUUAUUAUUGACCAGUUUUCAAGGCCCAACACAACCCAUACAUUCAGGGUAUGUUACAAUACAGACACGCCUCAGAAGAGAUCACUGACUCCCAUGGAUUUUGCUAACCACAGGGGGACAGGCCAAGGAUUUUUAAUAGGCUCACAGCAUUACUACAGAUCCUUUCCGAGAAAUCCUCCAGCCUCAAGGAAGAGAUUUCAGAUUGUUUCUUAACCCAGCUUAGGAAGAAGCAGAAACCUCCUGCACCGAAUGGAAGAGUGAAGUGCUAGAUUUGCCAGCUUGUGUUUUGUGUAAAAAAAGGACAUGUGCAGUGUGCUGGUUUCUGCUGAGUCUUGCAGUCCUCAGGAUGCCUGCAUUGCCUUCCUUUAAAGUUGUCUGAUCAGGGGUUAGAUUAAAAAUUAGAGCAAAACGAAAUACGCGGUCCAGGUGCCUGCUCUGUUUGCAGAGUCAAGAUGCUGCUGCUGCUGCACUUUCUUCUCAGGCAUUCCUCCUUUUCCUGUCUUUCCUUAAGGAAUUGUUCUCCUACCUUUAGAAGCAAAUAGGUUGUGUUUAGGCCAUGAAGUCCUGUUCCCACUUUUUCAUGUUUCCUCAGUGUUAAAGAUGUUCUAGUCUAUCCAAACAUCAGUCAUGUAUAAAAAUCCCUACUUUUAAAUAGGAGUUUGUGGUAUCUCCACUUUAACUGCUGUUUUACCAUUUCUCCUUUUUGCAGUCUGUCUGCUUUUUCUUGUAAAUAUUGUCUGUCCCUGCCUUUUCUCCUUCUUCCUUUAAUUCCUUUGAGAUGGAAUUCAUUCAUUGCUUCUUCUUAUGCUGUCCUAAUCGUCGGUAACCAUGGGAACUGCUGGGGUAAACUUUGUUUACAGGAAGCAACGUUUUCCCUGCCAAGCCAAACGUGUUUAUAGAUGCUGAGUGAUUGCUGAUGGGUCAGUAAGGCUGUUCCCACUUCUUGAGACGUCUUAUAAAAUAUUGCCUGUUAGCGUACAAAUUAAUCCCAUGUUGAAAUAUCCCAACCUUCAAAGGUUUAACACGAAAAUAUUUCAUAUCUCUUUGUGUAGACCCAGAUGGGAAGAUUCAAGAGGAGACUGGGAUUCUCUGAUGGCAUUCUGCCCAGAGGUCACAAGCCUGUCCAGGUCCCUGGCUGUUAGUACUGGGUGCAUUCAUGGUCAGGAAUUCCUCCUCCCAUCAGAGAACCAGCAGUUUAAAUAGAUGUGGUUGACGGGGAAAGGGAGGAGGGAGAAAAACUUAAUUACUUGCCCAAAUUGUGCAGUUAAGGAUAGAAUCAGUUUAGAAUCAGUUUCUUCUACUUGGGAACCAAUACCAGUUUUCCUCACUUCUUUUUAUGAAUGUUUGAGGAUGGGUAAUCCAAGGCAAAGCAUUUGUAAUGUAUAUUUUAUAUCUGUGCUGUUAAUCAGAUUUCUGGUAUUUGUAAAUGGUCAUCAAGCACUGCAUUCCUUUGAGUAAAUGAAAGCAUUUUUAAAUUA
Molecule: messenger RNA, 3164 nt
Organism: Calidris pugnax (ruff)
Lineage: Eukaryota; Metazoa; Chordata; Aves; Charadriiformes; Scolopacidae
Gene: FAM149A
Product: family with sequence similarity 149 member A
Exons: 14
Coding region: 52-1899 (615 amino acids)
Source: RefSeq, a predicted model, not a curated record